AUGUCUCUUCGGGAUCAUUUACGUCUUUAUCACGGAAGCUGGAUGCUUAAAACCGACGAGUUAAAUGAUUUAUUCUACUCUCGUCCACCGGUCACAUUCACUGUUUAUCCCGAAGAAGAGGAAGUCACUGGAAGGCCAGGCAUUUUGGAAGAAUACAUAUGGAACGUCAGAACUAAAGACCCAGAGACUGGCGAAAUGAUUCGUCUAACUGAAUAUUUCCGUGUAAAGUUUGGAUACAAGAUCAAGCACAAUGAUGAGUUUCCUAUUUUUCUUGAUGACAACACCUCAGUAUUAUACCCACCAGAAGUCCUCUACGUUCACGAUAUCGGACCACACGAGCAUGAAUUCCCAAAUCCGUUCACUGUUGUCGUCUAA
Molecule: messenger RNA, 375 nt
Organism: Caenorhabditis briggsae
Lineage: Eukaryota; Metazoa; Nematoda; Chromadorea; Rhabditida; Rhabditidae
Exons: 3
Coding region: 1-375 (124 amino acids)
Molecular function (GO): protein binding
Source: RefSeq, a predicted model, not a curated record